Molecule: messenger RNA, 1508 nt
Organism: Physcomitrium patens
Lineage: Eukaryota; Viridiplantae; Streptophyta; Bryopsida; Funariales; Funariaceae
Source: RefSeq, a predicted model, not a curated record
AUCGUUAGUUUACAAAAUUCGAUAGCUCGGGGGAUUAAAAAGCUCAUCACUGAAGUUAGGGGGUUGUUGUAGCAUGCGAUAUAAAGUGAGGCGACUCGGUCUGAGAGAAUUGAUGGUUUGAGAAUUCCACAUCAACUAGUCGGGCGUCGUGACAUUACCACAGCGCUGCUGCGCGGAGGAAAUAGACACGAAGAGGCGGAUAGGAACACUCACGAGAGUUCAUUGAAUUGCAGUUGCAGUGGUGGAUGCCAAGCCGGCAUAGCCCAACGAAGAGUCCUUUGUGUUUACAGUAGUCACUGUGGAUGGAUGAACAUGUGCUGAGACUGCGUGGCAUGAGCCAUAAAAAAUCAUAAGUAGCUGAUGUGAGUUUGUGCUCAGAGAAAAUACCACUGUCUUGAGCUCCUCCCAUCAAUUGUAGCAUCUUCUCUCAGCACACUAGUUCACAUCGAAACAAUCAGCGUAGAUAUGGCCGGAAUGUUGGAGAAGCUCUGGGACGACGUCGUAGGUGGUUCAGCUCCUGACAAAGGCUUGAAGCAACUGCGGAAAAACAACUCAGAGAAUGGACGCGACGCGAUGCAUGAUCCAAGGGUCUUGGAGCGACGCUUCAGUGCAGGAGCAUAUGAUAGCCCGUCGCAGAACAUAUCCAUUAAGAAGCCUCAGAAAAUGACUAUGUUGGACACCGACUCCGUGGCAGGCACCCCCAGUAGUCUGGGAUCAACCCCGCCUGCUUCACCGUCCAUGGCUUCUCCUUCAUCUUAUCACAAGGAAAAGGAUAAUAUCUGGCGUAGCGUCUUCCACCCAGGACAGAACACGGUGAUGCGCAAGGUGGGAUCUGACAAGUUCGACAAGGCGCAGCCAAAUUCGCCCACAGUUUAUGAUUGGCUUUACAGCGCCAAUACGAAGUCGGAGUACCGUUAGGUGCACAAUUUCGAGAUCGACGACCAAUUGUUACCGCGUUGGACACGCGGGAACAAUCUCGAAAACUCGCAACAUCUUCAGACUCAGCCUGCACUAAUAUGUCCAGGGGCCACACUGCACUCAUCCGAAAAGUAACGAAAGUUGCGACUUAUACAUUUGCUAACACCCCGGUGCCCAAGGCCGUUCUAAAGUAUACUUGCAGUAAUUUUGAUGCAUGCAGUCGUGUUUCGCUCUGUUACCUGAAUCCGGUAAUUGUUACUCUGCACUCAGCUGUGCACAGCUCACUUGCAUUCCAUCCACGGUUCGAAGCAAUUUUGAGUGAACUGAAGGGAAAAAAUUACAAAAAUACAAAAAACAAAAACAAAAACAAAAAAAACAAAAAAGAGACGAUAAAACUGAAACUAGAAGUUAAUUUCAGGCUUUGGGUUUUUGUAUUCAAGAGUAAGUUUUGUGUACAUUUUUCUACCUUAGUUGCCGGAGUGCUUUCUAAAAGCUCGGUAACAAGUAGACCGACUCGGCAAAGUACUUGUUUCCUGUUUGUAUUAAGUAAAAUUUUGACUUGCUUGUACAUCGAAAGUUUCUUUCAUGCA